GCUUAUCAAUUUUUCAAUCAUCAUCAUCAUAUUGAUUGUGAUGAUAAUUAACCUUAAUCAUCCGAUCGAUAAUUCAGCAAAUCAUCCAUGAAAAAAUGGAUAUCGAAUAUUAUAUUGUUAAGAAUAUUGCAUGGAAUAAAUUACCGGCUGAAGUGCAAUCGCUUAUCGACAAUUCUGAUGAAUAUGCUAAAAAAAUUAAAGAAUAUUCUGUUGUUAAUCAAUUAAAAUAUAAAGAUAACCUAAUUCGACAGGUUGAAAAAAAUCAACGUGCUUAUCAUGAACAAUUACUACGUUAUAGUCGUGAACAUUAUAUGCUCUUUCCAUAUCAUCUUUCGGAAUAUAUUAUUAAUGGAAUGCGUAUAACACCAUUUCAAUAUUAUCAGGCCAUUCUAAUCCGGAUGAUUGAACAGGAAAAAAAUUAUGAUACAUUACCAAAUUUUACGGCUGCUGAUUGUUUUCGUUUGAUGGGUAUCGGUCGUAAUCAAUAUAUUGAUAUUAUUAAUCAAUAUAAAUCAUCGAAAAAAUUUCUAGGAAUGAUUAAAAAACCAAUCAAAGAACUGUUGCCAACAAAACCGGUGGAAAAUCUGAAUAUUGAUUUUUGGUGGACAAUUCGUCCUGGUUAUAUAUCGGAAGAUGAUAUUAAAUCAAUGGUUACGGUGGAAGAAAAAACCGUAAUAGAUAUUAUUGUUAAUGAUCUAUCGAAACCAUUUCCAGCUGGAAAUUUUCCAUAUGAAAUCAUUCUAAAUUUAUACAUCAAAGGUUUAAUUUAUUUUGAUAUUAUUAUCCAAGAUGAUGAUUUAAUUUAUAUACCACCAUUGGAAGGAUUUGUCAUGAAUCGUACAACGGGUGAUUAUUUUGAAAAAUUAUUAUAUAAAAUUUUUGUAUCGAUUGAUGAAAAAACAACAAUAUUUGAACUAUCGGAAGUUUUAAAAAUUGAUUUAAAUCUAGUGAAAAAUGCUAUAUCAAUGUAUUGUCGAUUAGGAUUUGCAUUUAAAAAAAAUAAUGAUAUUAAUGUUAAUAAUUGUCAUGACUCAUGGCUAAAACAUAUGACAACAUUGUCAUCAUCAUCUCAAAACAAUAACAAUCGACAAACAUUCAACUUGAAAGAAAAUUUUAUCAAUUCACUUAAAUUGACUGAUGAACCGCCAUCAUCAAGUUUAAAUGUUAUCGUUGAUCCAAUUGAAUCAUCAAAUGGUUGUUCGAAAAAACAAAAUUCCGAUAAUUCAUCAUCGGAACUAUCGCCAAAUUCCCCGAUACCAUCGAUUGGUACCCCAUCACCAUCGUUGGCUAAUGAUAAUUCGAAACGAAUUGGUCUUCUUUACGAUUCAACAUUAGCAGCAUUUCUUAUGAUGGGUAAUCUUACGCCUGGUUUGAAAUCACAUGCCGUGACAAUGUUUGAAGUAGGAAAAUUAUCCGAUGAAUCGAUUGAAAAUUUUGUUUUAGAAUUGGAAAAAAUUGAAGAUUAUUCCACCGAUGAUGAAGGCUGUGAAGCUGAACGUUAUUUUCUACAUGCAAUUCUUCUAUGUCGUACUAUUCAAUUUUUACGUCAUAAUUUUGAUCUUACAAAAGAUUUUAUUAUUAACGAUAAUAAUGAUUUAUUGCAACAUUCGACUAAAGGUUUAGGUUUGGAUCUUAUUCGUUGUGAAAGUUUAUUGAAUUUAGAUCAAGAUUCCUGCGAACGAUUAUUAAUGCGAAAUUAUGAAUUAUUAAUAUCGGUUGCACCAUUGAGUAAUGAAACACAGAUAUUUACAAGUGAUUUAAUACCAUAUUUUGGUGCAUCAUCAUUAGUCAAUUCGAUUUGGUUUAAAUUGUAUUUGUAUUCCAUAACCGGUUCGGGACCAAUUUCUUUCUUAAUAUCAAAAGGUGUUCGAUUAGCACGUUUGCCCGACAUUCUUUACAAUUAUGAUUGUAUAAUGUUAACACCGUGGGGACGUGAUUCAACAGUUGUUUCAAUAUCAAAUGCAUUGAUUGCCAUUAAUGAAACAACAAUAUUUAAUCCAGUAUUGAUACAAGCUUAUCCACAAAAUCAUUUUAAAUUAACUGAAAGUGAACUGUUGCAUAUUCCAUUACCAUUACUUGAUGAUCAAAGUAAAGAUGAAAAUCUUUAUCUUGAAUUUUUUCUCAAACAUUCAGCCAUAAAACGUAUGCGUCAACAUAUUAAUCUGAAUCGUAUUUGUGGUUAUUUAACAUUGAUUAAUUAUCAUAAACCCCUUUGUGAUAUUGAUCAAUUGAAUCUAAAUGAAUGGUGUAUAUUUGAUUGUCAUUUUGGUAUACCAUUAUUCGAUCGACAAUUGAAUAAAGAUGUUUGUAAUCGCAUCAGAUCGAAUCGAUUAUUUGAUAAACAAAAAUUAAAAGAUUUAAUUGAAUCGAAUAAAAAAUUAUUCCAUGAAAUUGAUGUAUUUAUUAGGAAAAAUAUAACUCCAUUAUCGUCAUCUUCAUCAUCGAAAAUAAAUUAUGACAAACAUCAACAACAAUAUCAAGUUCCACUUCCACCAAAUUGUAUAAUGUUCGAUGAAGAUGGGAAUUUAGAUCGUUUAUGUUUAAAUUGAAUGAUAAAACUUUCAAGUGAAUAAUAAUUUGAUCCAAAUGGGUCCGUAUACG
This is a messenger RNA of Dermatophagoides pteronyssinus (European house dust mite), 2601 nucleotides long. RefSeq names its product protein FAM91A1. The record is from RefSeq and is a predicted model, not a curated record. Lineage: Eukaryota; Metazoa; Arthropoda; Arachnida; Sarcoptiformes; Pyroglyphidae.